Aureobasidium subglaciale EXF-2481 is the source of this 1104-nucleotide messenger RNA. RefSeq lists its product as uncharacterized. Lineage: Eukaryota; Fungi; Ascomycota; Dothideomycetes; Dothideales; Saccotheciaceae. The transcript has 2 exons. Bases 1 to 1104 code for a protein of 367 amino acids. The record is from RefSeq and is a predicted model, not a curated record.
AUGGCCGACAAAUUCCUAGCUUCCCCCAAACCAGCUCCUGAGCUCGGCAUACCUCAAUCUGACAAGUUCGUCAAGGUAUCAAUCAUUGAUAGCACCUCAUAUGUCGAAUUGCCGAUCGAGGAGUUUCUGAAGCCAUCAUAUAAGGGCAAUGACCAGCUAGCUGGCCCUACGUUCUGCUUUCUUAUUGAACACAACUCUGGAAAGCGUAUUCUGUUUGACCUGGGCAUCCGUAAGGAUGCAGACAACAUGGCCCCAACCAUCGUACACAGUUUCAAGUCGAAGGGAUGGACUGUCGGAGCCGAGAAAAACACGGCAGAUAUACUGCAAGAAGCUGGAUUCGACGUUCAGGGCGGCGAUAUCGAUGGAGUCAUAUACAGUCAUCACCACUUUGAUCAUGUUGGAGAUAUGACGACCUUCCCGCCAUCUACUCAACUGAUAGUCGGACCUGGAUUCAAGGCCGCCCACCUCCCAGGAUACCCGAUUAACAAAGACUCGCCCAAUUUGCAGAGCGAUUUUGACGGCCGUGAUGUUCGAGAAGUCAACAUUGCACGUGAGGGAGCGGGCCUGAAGAUUGGUCGCUUCGAUGCUUACGACUACUUUGGCGAUGGCUCGUUUUACCUCCUGGACACGCCUGGUCACGCUGUAGGACACAUGUGUGCUUUGGCCCGUACGACCGCGCCGCUAGGCGAACCAGCGACUUUUGUGAUGAUGGGAGGUGACGCUUGUCACCAUGCAGGCGAGUUCAGACCGUCCGCAUAUCAACCUCUUCCGACAGAAAUCUCUCCUUCGCCAAAGUCGCUGCCUCAGCCUACUUGUCCAGGUCAUCUUCUGCAGGAUGUACACUGCAACAAGAGCGCGAACGAGCCCUUUUACGAAGUCACACCGAGCUUUUGCUAUGACUUGAAGCUGUGUCACUCGACCGUUGAAGGUCUGCAGGAGUUUGACGCUUCAGACAAUGUUCUCUUGAUCAUAGCGCAUGACGCAAGUCUGUUGGGAGCUCUGGAUUUCUUCCCUGACUCAUUGAACCAUUGGCGAGAGAAGGAUCAGGAUGCAAAGACAAGGUGGAGGUUCUUGGGUGACUUCAGCGAGGCUAUCACUAGGUAG